Olea europaea var. sylvestris is the source of this 693-nucleotide messenger RNA. Its product is annotated as probable V-type proton ATPase subunit d. The annotation marks the transcript as partial. Gene Ontology annotation, molecular function: proton-transporting ATPase activity, rotational mechanism. Lineage: Eukaryota; Viridiplantae; Streptophyta; Magnoliopsida; Lamiales; Oleaceae. Gene Ontology annotation, biological process: vacuolar transport; proton transmembrane transport; vacuolar acidification. The transcript is spliced from 6 exons. The record is from RefSeq and is a predicted model, not a curated record. Gene Ontology annotation, cellular component: proton-transporting V-type ATPase, V0 domain; vacuolar proton-transporting V-type ATPase complex.
UGUUCAAAUUAUGGUAGCAUGUUAAGCUUGAGAUAGGUCCAGGGGAUUAUAUCUAUCCAAUAUAUGAUCAUCCUUUGAUUUGUCGUGUGGGUAGAGUUGAAUCUUAGUGCAAAGCACUUGGGCACUAGUUACUUUCUGGUAUACUGUGAUAGUCAUAUUACCUGGUUAUGCUGUUUAAUUUUUAGAUACGGUCACAUGAUCGACAAUGUUGUGCUAAUUGUUACGGGAACUUUGCAUGAGAGAGAUGUUCAGGAAUUGUUGGAGAAAUGCCAUCCUCUGGGAAUGUUUGACAGCAUCGCUACUCUCGCAGUCGCCCAAAAUAUGAGGGAGCUUUACAGACUGGUGCUUGUUGAUACACCUCUGGCUCCCUACUUUUCUGAAUGCAUCACUUCAGAGGACUUGGAUGACAUGAAUAUUGAAAUUAUGAGGAAUACUCUCUACAAAGCAUACCUUGAGGAUUUCUACAGAUUUUGUCAGAAAAUUGGUGGUGCCACUGCAGAGAUUAUGUGUGACAUCCUAGCUUUUGAGGCUGACAGAAGGGCAGUUAAUAUCACUAUAAACAGCAUUGGCACUGAGCUUACUCGAGAUGAGCGUCGCAAAUUGUACUCUAAUUUCGGAUUACUAUAUCCUUACGGUCAUGAGGAGCUUGCUGUUUGCGAGGAUAUAGAUCAGGUAUUUAAUGGGUUUAGUCAU